AAGCUGUCCGUUUCCUGUCACCUCUGCAGAGUUAAUGCGGUUCCUUAGCGUUGAUCACUCACUGUAGAUUUAACAAAGGCAUUCCUGCCAUGUCAAAACCCGUUUACGAUGGUACCUUCAUGCAAGAGGAACGCCAUUUGGCAUCUAAUACAGGACACGCAAACAAAAAGAAAUGGGGAUUGGUUAUCACUGGUGUUGUUGGAGGGACAUUAGUGGCACUGUACGCAGUGACCACUCCAUUUGUAGCACCAGCAUUAAGAAAAAUUUGCCUUCCAUAUGUACCAGCAACUACCACUCAGAUUGAAAAUGUACUGAAAAUGCUUCGGUCUAGAAGAGGACCUGUUGUCGAUAUUGGGAGUGGCGAUGGUCGUAUUGUAAUAGCUGCAGCAAAAGAAGGCUUCAAGGCUGUUGGUUAUGAGUUAAAUCCUUGGUUAGUGUGGUAUUCCCGAUAUCGAGCAUGGAGAGAAGGUGUUCAUCAUAAUGCCAAAUUUUAUAUUACGGAUUUAUGGAAGGUCCGCUUUUCUGGAUAUAUGGAUGUUGUCAUAUUUGGGGUACCACAGAUGAUGCCUCAGUUGGAAAAGAAGCUAGAGAUGGAAUUACACAAAAGUGCUAGAGUAAUAGCCUGCCGUUUUCCAUUUCCACAGUGGAUCCCGAACCACAUCUCUGGAGAAGGAGUGGACACUGUCUGGGCAUAUGACUUGGAGACAUUAAGAAAAACCAAAGACUCAGAAGACCAAAAACAAAUUUUGUCUGAGACAACAUGACCGUGUACCACUUAUUGAGUUCACAUAAUAAUAAUAAAACACACAGGAGACCGAAA
Molecule: messenger RNA, 820 nt
Organism: Spea bombifrons (plains spadefoot toad)
Lineage: Eukaryota; Metazoa; Chordata; Amphibia; Anura; Pelobatidae
Gene: ATPSCKMT
Product: ATP synthase c subunit lysine N-methyltransferase
Exons: 5
Coding region: 90-764 (224 amino acids)
Biological process (GO): peptidyl-lysine trimethylation; regulation of mitochondrial ATP synthesis coupled proton transport; positive regulation of proton-transporting ATP synthase activity, rotational mechanism
Cellular component (GO): mitochondrion
Molecular function (GO): protein-lysine N-methyltransferase activity
Source: RefSeq, a predicted model, not a curated record